This is a messenger RNA of Lontra canadensis (Northern American river otter), 1790 nucleotides long. It is a transcript of the gene PIGZ, whose product is annotated as phosphatidylinositol glycan anchor biosynthesis class Z. Gene Ontology annotation, molecular function: alpha-1,2-mannosyltransferase activity. Gene Ontology annotation, cellular component: endoplasmic reticulum membrane. The coding region runs from base 32 to 1717 and encodes 561 amino acids. NCBI's taxonomy places the organism in Eukaryota, Metazoa, Chordata, Mammalia, Carnivora, Mustelidae. Gene Ontology annotation, biological process: GPI anchor biosynthetic process. The transcript has 2 exons. The record is from RefSeq and is a predicted model, not a curated record.
CGCAGGGUCUUGACAGCAGUCUGAUCUGAAGAUGGCCCUCCGCGUGCUGUGCGCCAGCCUCAGCCUUCUCCGCCUGGUGUGGUGUCUCCUGCCGCAGACAGGCUAUGUGCACCCAGAUGAGUUCUUCCAGUCACCCGAGGUCAUGGCAGAGGACAUCCUGGGCGUGGAGGCUGCGCGGCCUUGGGAAUUCGACCCCAGCCGCUCCUGCCGCACGGUGCUCUUCCCGCUGCUGACCUCCGGCUCCGCCUUCUGGCUGCUCAGGCUCUGGGAGCAGUGGGGGCCGGGGCGGGGCCCGGUGAGUGGCUACGUGCUGCUGGUGGGGCCCCGACUCCUCCUCACCGCCCUCUCCUUUGCCCUGGACGUGGCCGUGUACCACCUGGCCCCGCUGUGGGGGGCGGAGCGCUGGAACGCCCUGGUCCUGCUGUCCGGCUCCUACGUCACCCUGGUCUUCUACACGAGGACCUUCUCCAACGCCAUCGAGGGACUGCUCUUUGCAGGGCUGCUGGUGGUGGUGUCCCCCCGGUUGGCUUGGAGCCCCACCCCCAGGAAGCCUGCCCCGGGCCCGUGGGGGCACAGCUGGCUGCUGGGGGGCAUCGUGGCUGCUGGCUUCUUCAACCGGCCCACGUUUCUGGCCUUUGCUCUGGUCCCGCUCUUCCUCUGGAGCAGCCGCGGGGCAGCGCACCCCGGCUUCAAGUCGCUAGCGAAGGAAACGCUGGCGCUGCUCCCCGGAGCGAGCCUCGUGGCGGCGGUGUUCGUGGCUGUGGACAGCUGGUAUUUCUCCAGUCCCUCUAGAUCCAGCACCCUCGUUCUUACGCCUGCCAACUUCUUGUACUACAACCUGGAUCCUCAGAACCUGGCGAGGCAUGGCACACAUUUGCGGCUCACUCACCUGGCCGUCAACGGUUUCCUGCUCUUUGGGAUGCUGCAUGCCCAGGCCCUGCAGGCGGCGUGGCUACAGCUGCAAGCCUGCCGCCGGGCCUUUGCACAGAUGGGCUUCCUGAGGGCUCUGGGGCACGGGAGCCUGCUCUCUGGCCCCAGGUCUUGCCUCCUGCUCCUCUACUUCACGCCUCUGGCCCUGCUUUCUGCCUUUAGCCACCAGGAGGCUCGGUUCCUGAUCCCCCUCCUAGUCCCCCUGGUCCUGCUUUGUAGUCCACAGACCCAGCCUGUGCCCUGCAAGGGCCCCCUCGUCCUCUUCAAUGUCCUGGGCGCCCUCUUCUUUGGCUGCUUGCACCAGGGGGGCCUAGUGCCCGGCCUGGGGCACCUGGAGCAGGUGGUUCAUGCCCCGGCGCCCCCCAGCCUACCCACCCACUACACACUCCUCUUCACCCACACCUACAUGCCCCCCAGGCACCUUCUCCACCUCCCAGGCCUGGGCUCGCCCGUGGAGGUGGUGGACCUGGCUGGGACUGAGGACUGGGUCCUGUGCCGAGCUCUGAACAACUUCACCAGGCAACCAGCCUGCCAGGUGGCUGGUGGGCCGUGGCUCUGCCGCCUCUUUGUGGUAACCCCAGGCACCGCCAGGCCUGCCAUGGAGAAGUGCCACUUCCCUCUCAAGAGUGAGACGCUCCUGUUUCCCCACUUGACCCUGGAAGACCCACCAGCCCUGUCUUCUCUGCUGAGUGGGGCUUGGAGGAACCAUCUCAGCCUUCACAUCUUGGAACUGGGGGAGAAGCCUGGCAAUGUGACCAAAAAGCCACCGCCCAUGAGUCGGCCAUAGGUGAGGGCACCACUGCACCUUCUGUGUGGGUAGCUGGGCUGGAACAGAGCCCUGAUGCUCUUCCAUUCCUUUC